Molecule: messenger RNA, 1726 nt
Organism: Hordeum vulgare subsp. vulgare (domesticated barley)
Lineage: Eukaryota; Viridiplantae; Streptophyta; Magnoliopsida; Poales; Poaceae
Product: serine/threonine-protein kinase AFC1-like
Exons: 12
Coding region: 226-1530 (434 amino acids)
Biological process (GO): protein phosphorylation
Cellular component (GO): nucleus
Molecular function (GO): ATP binding; protein kinase activity
Source: RefSeq, a predicted model, not a curated record
UACCUUCCCCGCACGAUACAGACCAAACCAGGGUUCCGCGUACGCCCAACGGCGAAACCAAACCACUAUCAUCCUCUUCCUCGAGCUCCCCCCCCCCCCCCCCCCCCUCCAUUCCCCUCGCACGGGAUUCCCCAGAUCGACGCCCGAUUCCUCCCCUGCGCGCCGGAAUCCCCCGCCGAAUUGGCCCCGCCCAUGGUGUAAUUGACUGCCCCGAGCCCGCUGGCGAUGGAGGCGCAGUGGCUCCCCGAGUACCCGCACCAGGCCGCCGACAACCGGCCGCGCAAGCGGCCCCGCCUCGCCUGGGAUGCCGCGCCGCAGCUCUUCCCGCCUCCCAAGGCAAUCCCGAUGCUAUAUUGUGGGCAGGAACUAAUCAAUGGUAAUUUCACUACUGCUUUCCUGCCGCCACCACCAAUUUAUUAUGCUGGACCACCACGGAAUCUUUCGCCACCUUGGAGGCCGGAUGACAAGGAUGGACACUAUGUUUUCACACUCGGCGAGAACCUUACGCCAAGAUAUAGGAUACUUAGCAAGAUGGGCGAAGGGACCUUUGGGCAAGUUUUGGAAUGCUGGGACUUGGAAAACCAAGAAUCAGUAGCUAUCAAGAUUGUGCGUUCCCUGCAGAAAUACCGAGAGGCUGCUAUGAUUGAAAUUGACGUGCUUCAGAGACUCGGGAAGCAUGAUUUUACUGGUAGUCGUUGUGUGCAAAUACGGAAUUGGUUUGACUAUCGUAAUCAUAUAUGUAUAGUAUUUGAGAAGCUUGGGCCAAGCUUAUACGACUUCCUACGAAAGAAUAGCUACCGUUCAUUUCCUAUUGAUCUUGUUCGGGAGUUUGCCAGACAAAUAUUAGAGUCUGUUACAUUUAUGCAUGACCUGCGGCUUAUUCACACGGAUCUUAAGCCAGAGAACAUUCUGCUUGUUUCAGCUGAUACAAUCAGGGUUCAUGAUUAUAAGAUUCCUAUACGCCCAGCCAAGGAUGGUUCUGUUUUCAAGAACCUUCCAAAAUCGAGUGCUAUCAAGCUUAUCGAUUUUGGAAGUACAACAUUCGAUCAUCAAGACCACAAUUACGUUGUGUCAACAAGGCAUUACCGUGCCCCAGAAGUUAUCCUUGGUCUUGGGUGGAAUUAUCCAUGCGAUCUUUGGAGUGUGGGAUGCAUUUUGGUUGAGCUCUGCUCGGGGGAGGCCUUAUUUCAAACACAUGAAAAUUUGGAGCAUCUUGCUAUGAUGGAGAAGGUUCUAGGCCCCCUUCCCAAACACAUGAUCGCCAGAGCUGAUAGACGAGCUGAGAAAUACUUCAGGCGUGGAUUAAGGCUUGACUGGCCAGAGGGGGCGGCCUCACGAGAAAGCAUGAAGGCAGUAUGGAAAUUGCCUCGUCUGCAGAAUCUGGUCAUGCAACAUGUCGACCAUUCUGCCGGGGAUCUAAUAGAUCUUCUUCAGGGGCUUCUUCGAUAUGAUCCUGAUGAGCGUCUUAAGGCACGACAAGCCCUUCAACACCCUUUCUUUACCAGAUGCCACAGAAGAUGUGGUUACUGAGAUUAUACUGAGAUUGAAAUGCUCAAUUCUGUAUUUCUUCAUUUCGAUGUGUAAGAGCUACCAAAAAAAUGGAAAUGUUCUGCAGAAAAUGAAAUGUGCUAACUCACAUUCUGUUCAAUGAUGUGAAAGGUAACUGUUGUAUAUAAAAUGACUUUGUUGACAGUUGAUUUAUUUACACCAGGAGGUAUUUUUUCAA